UUUUACUGGAAAGUCCUAAGAUCUAACCUCAAUCUUCUAAUUAUAUUAUUUCCUUUUUUCAGCUUAUCUCUGGAUUGUGUGGCUCCUUCCUGCCUCUCUAUUCCUACCCCAUGAAAAUUCCAUCCAGAAGGCAAAUAUUUGUUAUACUCAUUUUCAGAUCUCCCAUGUGCCAGCUAUGGGUGAAUUCCAUAUCAUUUCUUCUCUUCCUAGAUGUAUAAAUUCUCAGGGAUCUGAGAUCUACCCCAUGUGGGUGUGUAUCUUAUCCUUCCUUUUCUAUCCAUACCACACUCCCAGCACUGACUUUAAAAAAGAGAAUGUGAGAUUAAUUACAUCUCCUCUAGUCUUCGGUUGGAAAACCUCAAUCCCCUUAAGCCCUUAGUAGAAGGGAAGGGCUUUCUCUUUUUCUAAAUCCUUUGAUAUUGGAAGGGGGAUCAGAGUGGAAGAAGGACAGAAGAAGACUUUUCUCUCUUCCCCCUCUUUACCCUGCUCCAUCUACUUAAGUGGCUAACCACCACCACCACCACCCCAGGCUCUGGGUUAUUAUGGUGCCCCAAUCUGAGGUGUAGCCGCUGGAGAAAUGAGGGAAACUUCUUGGCUCUGGGUCAUAGUUAUUCUCCUCUAAUACGCCUCCUCUUUCUUCCCUUUUUCCCCUUAACCUAAUCCAUUUUUAAUUUCUUUCCCUCUGAACCCUGUAUUUCUUUCUUUCCACUUUUCUUUCUUUUUUUUGUCUUUUUCUUUCCAUCUCUGAUUCCUUACACAAUAUCCCCCCCUUUUCUCUGAGUUUCCCUUUAUCUCUUCUCUCUGUCUCCCCCUCUUAAUUAGUCCUCCUUCCCUCCCAAGGCUUGGACAGACAGAGCUUUCUUCCUUAGGAGUGGACAAUGCACUGCCACUGUCUGGCUGAGGGCAUCCCCCCAGUUCCCAAUUCCUACUGGAUCUCAGGCUUGGCUUUCCCUGACUGGGCCUACAAGGCAGAGUCCUCCCCAGGCUCCCGGCAGAUCCAGUUGUGGCAUUUCAUCUUGGAACUACUUCAGAAAGAAGAGUUCCGCCAUGUCAUUGCCUGGCAGCAGGGAGAGUAUGGAGAGUUUGUCAUCAAGGACCCAGACGAAGUGGCCCGCCUCUGGGGCCGAAGAAAGUGUAAACCACAGAUGAACUAUGACAAGCUGAGCCGGGCCCUCAGAUAUUACUACAAUAAGAGAAUCCUGCACAAGACCAAAGGCAAGAGGUUUACUUAUAAAUUCAACUUCAGCAAACUCAUUGUUGUCAACUAUCCACUGUGGGACAUGCGGCCCCCACCCCCACCCCCUCUGUUGCUGGGUGCCCCGGCCAUGUAUGGUCCAGCCUUGGUGCCCAUCGGCGUGCAGAGUGAGCUCCUCCACACCGUUCUGUUCACCCAUCGGGCAAUUAUGGAACAGCUGGCUGGGCAGCGGAGCCCCCCCAGUCCCCUGCAGCCCCCUGGAGAUAAGAAGGGAAGCAGCAGCAGUGAACCCCGAAUCCUUUCAGUCAGUGCUGGGUUACAGAAAACUCUCUCAGUCUCCCCAGCGGGCUCCUGGAACGUGGGCCCAGGUGAGUCUGCUGGCACAGUGGGUGUGGGACUGUCUCAGGACCUGCAUGGACAUGUAGUCCAGAAACAGAGCUAG
Molecule: messenger RNA, 1637 nt
Organism: Antechinus flavipes (yellow-footed antechinus)
Lineage: Eukaryota; Metazoa; Chordata; Mammalia; Dasyuromorphia; Dasyuridae
Gene: ETV3L
Product: ETS variant transcription factor 3 like
Exons: 5
Coding region: 879-1637 (252 amino acids)
Biological process (GO): regulation of transcription by RNA polymerase II; cell differentiation
Cellular component (GO): nucleus
Molecular function (GO): DNA-binding transcription factor activity, RNA polymerase II-specific; sequence-specific DNA binding
Source: RefSeq, a predicted model, not a curated record